Molecule: messenger RNA, 4713 nt
Organism: Colius striatus (speckled mousebird)
Lineage: Eukaryota; Metazoa; Chordata; Aves; Coliiformes; Coliidae
Product: IQ motif and SEC7 domain-containing protein 2-like
Biological process (GO): regulation of ARF protein signal transduction; actin cytoskeleton organization
Molecular function (GO): protein binding; guanyl-nucleotide exchange factor activity
Source: RefSeq, a predicted model, not a curated record
AUGGAAGGUUCGGGGGGUACCGGCUCCCCCCCCCGGGGUGUUGUCGGGGGGGGUGGAGGUGGUGUAGGGGGAGGGGGUGUCCCCGGAGCUGACCCCCCCGACCGUGCCGUCGAGUAUCUGCUGGAGCUGAACCGGAUUAUCGCGACUCAACGACAUCUCCUGGCGUCGCAACGGCGCCGGAUCGCGCAGCUCGAGGGGCAGCUCCAGCGCCUGGCCCGGGAGAACCGGCACCUGCGGCAGCGGGGGGGCGCGGGGGGGGGCGCGACCGGAGCCCCCCGGCACCAGGGCCACCCUGACCCCGACGGUCAAUAUCAUCAAAACCACCUGGAGCCCGACGCCGCCGGCCAGUACCGAGGGGGACACCCCGAGCCGCAGCCCCACGCCGACGGCCAGUACGGGCGGUACGAGGCCGUGACCGACCGCGACGGGCUGUACCCGGCCCGGCCCGAGCGCGACAGAGCCCACCAGAGCAGGAAGGAGCGCGAGAGGCAGCCCCCUCCCCACCCCAGGGACGGGCAGUUCCGCGGCUGCCUGGACAGGGAGGUGCAGUAUCAGCCUCGCCUGGAGCGCGACGGGCAAUAUCCCCCACGGAUGGACCGCGACGGGCAGUUCCUGAGCCAGGCGGAGAGGGAGGGGCCGUAUCAGGGCCAUAUGGACCAUGAGGGGCCGUAUCAGAGCCAUCUGGACCACGAGGGGCCGUAUCAGGGUCAUCUGGACCACGAGGGGCCGUAUCAGAGCCAUAUGGACCACGAGGGGCCUUACCAGGGCCGGAUGGACCACGAGGGGCCGUAUCAGGGUCAUCUGGACCACGAGGGGCAAUAUCAGGGUCAUGCAGAGCGUGAGGGGCAAUACCAAGGUCGUAUGGACCGCGAGGGGCCGUAUCAGAGCCAUAUGGACCAUGAGGGGCAAUAUCAGGGCCGUAUAGACCAUGAGGGACAAUAUCAAGGUCACCUGGACCGUGAAGGGCCGUAUCAGAGCCACAUGGACCACGAGGGGCAAUACCAAGGCCGUAUGGACCACGAGGGGCAAUACCAGGGUCACCUGGAGCACGAGGGGCAAUACCUGAGCUGCCUGGAGCGGGAGCUGCAGUACCGGAGCCGGGAAGGUCCUUACGGCUCGUGUAUGGACCGGGAAGGGCCAUAUCCUGCCCGGGGAGCGUUGUGCUGGGGCCCAGCGGGACUGGGAGCGGGAUUGGCCGCGGGGGCCACUGAGCCGAGGCCCUCCCGCAGCUCCAGCCCCGGAGGAGGGGGGCACAGCACCAGCGCCAGCACCAGUCCUGCCACCACCCUGCAGCGCAAGUCAGACCGAGACAGCUCCAGGACAGUGAGCGUGGAUGGCGAAGCUCCGGGCAGUGAGGGGGGGGGGGCCGGUACCCGACAGCCCCGGGAGACCCCCCCAGAGCAGGAAGUUCCGGGGGGGGGUCCCGGGGGGGGGUCCCCGGGUUUGGCCUGGCCCCGGCUGCCCCCGCAACCCGCCAGCGUGGCCCUGCGCAAGCAGGAGGAGGAGGAGGAGAGCAAGAGGCCGAAGGCUCUGAGUGACAGCUACGAGCUCUCCACUGACCUGCAGGACAAGAAGGUGGAGAUGCUGGAGCGCAAGUACGGGGGCUACUUCCGCACGCGCCGCGCCGCCCGCACCAUCCAGGCCGCCUUCCGGCGCUACCGCAUGGCGCAGAAGUUCGAGCGGCUGCGCAGCGAGGGGGGUCGCGCCCGGCGCCUGGCCCUGCCCGGCCUCCGCCUGCAGUUCUCCUUCGAGGAGUACGACAGGGUCCCGCCCCCGCCCUACUUCCAGGGCAAGCCCGCUUCGCUGGACGAAGGGGUUCUGGGGGGGACCCCGACGGGCGGCUCGAUACGGGGGGUCGUGUCGGGCGGGUUUGGACGGGGGAGGGGGGUGGGGAAGGGGGAGUGGGGGGAGGGGGGGGGUGGGGGACUCUCGGCCUCGGCUGAUUUCGGACCCGGCGGCGCCGACCUGGAGGAGGCCUUUGCGCAGCAGGUGAAGUCUUUGGCCGCCUCCAUUGACGAGGCGCUGGGGGGGGGGUCGUGGGGUUCCCCCCGGAGCCUCAGCCCCCCCCGCGGGGGACAGCGCCGCCACCGUCCGCCAGCGACGUCACCCUCUACCUGGACGAGGGGCUCCCCGGCUCCCCCCACUCCCCCGACCGCCCCCCCCAGCCCUGAACCCUCCCCCCCCGAACCCAUCACCGGGAGGAGGGGGGGGGGGGUCACCCCCCCUCUGCUGACGGUGGAACCCCCCAGCGACAGCUCGGCCGACCUCAGCGACCGCUCGGACCGCGGCUCCCUCAACCGGGGGGGUCCCUACGAACCCGAAGGGGCCGGGGCGGGGGGGGACCUUACCCCGUGGAGGCCCCCCUCAUCGUUGCUUUCACCCCGAAGCCCCCCCCCAGCAACCCCCCGGCCCCCCGCCCCCCGCCCCCCGGCCGCCGAGGAAGGUUCAGAAGUCGACAACGAGAGCUUGGGGAGCAGCUCCAACUCCAACGAGACCCUCAACUGCUCUUCGGGUUCCUCGUCCCGGGAUAGUUUGAGGAGACCCCCCGCGGGACCCCCCGGCAAAGCCACGUACCAGCGGGAAGUGCGGCAGAGCUGGGACUCGCCGGCCCUCAACAACGACGUGGUGCAGCGGCGCCAGUACCGCAUCGGCCUCAACCUCUUCAACAAGAAGCCGGAGAAGGGGAUCCAGUACCUGAUCGAGAGGGGCUUCCUGUCGGACACGCCGGUGGGGGUGGCCCAUUUCAUCCUGGAGAGGAAGGGGCUGAGCCGCCAGAUGAUCGGCGAGUUCCUGGGCAACCGCCAGAAGCAGUUCAACCGCGACGUGCUGGACUGUGUGGUGGAUGAGAUGGAUUUCUCCGGGAUGGAGCUGGAUGAGGCUCUGCGCAAGUUCCAGUCGCACAUCCGGGUGCAAGGGGAAGCUCAGAAGGUCGAGCGCUUGAUCGAGGCCUUCAGCCAACGCUACUGCGUGUGUAACGCGGCCCUGCUGCGCCAGUUCCGCAACCCGGACACCAUCUUCAUCCUGGCCUUCGCCAUCAUCCUCCUCAACACCGACAUGUACAGCCCCAGCGUCAAGGCCGAGCGCAAGAUGAAGCUGGAGGACUUCAUCAAGAACCUCCGAGGGGUGGACAACGGGGAGGACAUUCCCCGGGACAUGCUGGUGGGCAUCUACCAACGCAUCCAGAGCCGGGAGCUGAGGACCAACGACGACCACGUGUCGCAGGUGCAGGCCGUGGAGCGCAUGAUCGUCGGCAAGAAGCCGGUUCUGUCCCUGCCCCACCGGCGCCUGGUUUGCUGCUGCCAGCUCUACGAGGUCCCCGACCCCAACCGUCCCCAGCGCCUGGGGCUGCACCAGAGAGAGGUUUUCCUCUUCAACGACCUGCUGGUGGUGACAAAGAUCUUCCAGAAGAAGAAGAUCCUGGUGACCUACAGCUUCCGUCAGAGCUUCCCCCUGGUCGAGAUGCACAUGCAGCUCUUCCAGAACGCCUAUUACCAGUUUGGGAUCAAGCUGCUGUCGGCAGCGCCAGGCGGGGAGAGGAAGGUUCUGAUCGUGUUCAACGCGCCGAGUCCCCAGGACAGGCUGCGCUUUGCCAGCGACCUCAGGGAGUCCGUGGCCGAGGUGCAGGAGAUGGAGAAGUACCGAGUGGAGGCCGAGCUGGAGAAGCAGAAGGGGGUGUCGGGCCCGCGCACCGGGGGCACCCCCCGGGAGGCUCUGAACGGGCUGAGCCGCAGCAGCCUGGACGAGCCCUUCGCGCCGGGGGAGGGGCUGAAGCGAAGCGCCCUGAGCAGCUCCCUCCGGGACCUGUCCGACAGCGGAAAACGCGGCCGGAGGAACAGCGUGGGGUCCCUGGACAGCACCAUCGAGGGCUCCAUCAUCAGCAGCCCCCGACCCCAGGCGCGAGGCGUCGGAGCGGGCGCGACCCCCAUGGGGGGGGGUUGGUGGUGGUGGGGGGGGGUCCCGGCGGAGCUCCUGAGGGCUACAAACCGCCCCCCGCCCGCCCCGUCUCCAACUCUUCCUCCUUCUUGGGGUCCCUGUUCGGGAGCCGGAGGGGGAAAGGACCCCCCGGCCCCCCCCCCACCCCCCCCCUCCCACCAUCCCGGGGUCGGGGGUCCCACGUCGGCUUCGGCUUCUUCGUCCUCGGCGUCAUCGUCCCACCAUCAUCACCAUCCACCCCCCGCGCCCCCCCAGGCCCCCGAGGGUCCGUCCAAGCUGCAGGCACUCCACGCUCAGUAUUGUCACGGGGCCGGCGGGGGAGGGGGGAUGGUGGCGGUGGGAGGAGGGGGUGGUCCCGGACCUCCUCCGCCGCCCCCUCCCCCUUACCCCCAGCAGCCCCCUCCUCCCGCCCGCCCCGCGCCCCCCCCCCCCGCUCCCCGCCAUCGCCGCCGGAGCCCCCCCCCCGCUUCCACGGGGGACCCCAACCCCCGUUGUCCGCUCCCCCCCGUGCAGCACGGCCCUCCCGGGGGGGGGUUCCCCCCCCCGCACCCCCAUUACACCUUACACCGACCCGGCAAAAGGGGAGGGGCCCCCCCGGGACCCCCACGACAACCCCUUUCCCCUCUCCCCCUCUACAGCCCCGCUCCACCCCACCACGGGCUGCCCCACGGUUACCCCCCCCGCCCCCACUCCCCCGCCGGUCCCACCUCCCCGUUGGCCCAAACCGGACAGGGCCCCCCCAAACCCAAACCGGGGAACCGCAUCAGCACCGUCGUCUGA